Molecule: messenger RNA, 3364 nt
Organism: Crotalus tigris (Tiger rattlesnake)
Lineage: Eukaryota; Metazoa; Chordata; Lepidosauria; Squamata; Viperidae
Gene: ADAM15
Product: ADAM metallopeptidase domain 15
Exons: 25
Coding region: 279-2876 (865 amino acids)
Biological process (GO): proteolysis; innate immune response; integrin-mediated signaling pathway
Molecular function (GO): integrin binding; metalloendopeptidase activity
Source: RefSeq, a predicted model, not a curated record
GGGAAGGGCGGCCGGCAGGAAGUUCCCCUUCUCGGGCGGGCCCAGCAGCUGCUUGUGCCGCGGCGGCGGCGGCGUUGAAAUGCGAGGCGGAGCGCAGGAGGAGCAGGAGGAGGAGGAAGAGGCGGCCGCCAGGGCUCAAGAGCCGCCUUCUGCUCCGGAGAGCGACCCAGGCGCAGCCCGGCACGCAGCGCCCCCUUCCCGGCUCUCCUGGCCAGGCCGGCGACCCCCGGGGAGACCCUGCGCGGUGCGCAACGCGCGUGGAGGGGCGCUGACCGGGCAUGGCGCUCUGGAGGGAAGUCGCGCUGUUGCUGCUGCUGCUGCCUUCGUGGAGAUGCGUGGCCGGCCCGGGGCGCGCAGCAGAUGCCCCCGACUCGCGACAUGAGCGAUGCCCGUUGCUGAUGGCCGGUCACGCCGAGGAUCGCAUCGGUUCCCACAGUUUCCCUGCUCAGCUGCGACUUGUUUUUGAGAUUGAAGGGGAACGCCUGCGUUUGGAUUUGGCACAGAAUCGGGAGCUGAUGAUGGGCAGCUCAGAGUUAACCUAUUAUCUGCCAAAUGGGACAAGAACAGUGCAUCCAAACAAGCCGGAGAGCAACUGCUGCUAUUGGGGUCGCAUUCAGGGGUACCCCGACUCUUGGGCCAGCAUCUGUGUUUGCUCGGGUUUAAGUGGUCUCCUUACCGUCUCCCAGUUUAGAAGCUACAGCUUGGAGUCUAGCCCAGAUGGGCAGACGAGGGCCUACAGACUCCAAGGAAUGAAACCGGUGACCGGGAUUUGCAGACAAUUUCACCCACAACUGCAGUCAAAGAGGACACCGCUGAAACGGGUGAAGCGAGAAGCAGAGGCCGAACGUGGUUAUGUGGAGCUGGUGAUCGUGGUGGACCAGGCUGAGUUCAAGCUGAACUCGAACCUCAACAGGAUUCGAACGCGGAUCUUCGAAAUCGCCAGCCACAUGGACGGGUUCUACAGGCUGCUGGGUCUGCGGGUGGCUCUGGUGGGCGCCGAAGUCUGGAAUAACGGUAACCGUGUGCCGACAAAUGGAACCGCAAAAGAGAUUCUCCAGCGGUUCCUUGAGUGGAGAGAGAAAGAUUUGCUGCCCCGGAUUCCGCACGACAACGUUCAGCUCAUUGUUGGUCCUCCGUUUCCCGCCGGCGUCAUUGGCGCGUCCACCCAAGGGUCCAUCUGCUCUAAGCGCUCCGGUGGAGUCAGCAUGGGCCAUUCCGUUAGUUCUUUAAUCAUGGCUUCCACUCUUUCACAUCAACUCGGCCACAAUCUCGGUCUCGCCCACGACAGCGACGCCUGUGGCUGCAACACUUCCAUCCGUCCCCCAAGCCGGAAGUGCAUCAUGGAAGCACCAACAGGGAUUAUGCCCGGGUUAAGUUUCAGCACCUGCAGCCAACAACGUUUCCAGCAAAUCCUCCAGGGAAACCAGGUUAGCUGCCUCCUCGACCAGCCCGAACCAGCCCGCAUGGUGAAGUCCCACUGCGGGAACCGCCUGGUAGAAUCUGGAGAGCAGUGUGAUUGCGGCCUUUUUUUGGAGUGUACAGACCCUUGUUGCAACGCAACGACGUGUCAAUUGGUGGCUGGAGCCCAGUGUGCCACUGGUCAACCAUGUUGUCACCAGUGCAAGCUGCUCAGUGCUGGACACACGUGCCGGGCAGUCCGGAACGAAUGUGAUCUCCCGGAAUUCUGCGAUGGGACUUCUCCACACUGCCCAUCAAAUCUCUACAAGCAAGAUGGCACUUUAUGCGAAGGCGGCAAAGCCGUGUGCCAUGGGGGGACCUGCCCCACUUACUCCAGCCAGUGCCAAGCCCGUUGGGGUCCCGAUGCAGUUCCCGUGUUGGAGGGCUGCGUGGCGUCUCUGAAUCAGAGGGGCGACGCACGGGGAAAUUGUGGGCAGCAUCCCAACGGUUCCUACAUCCCCUGUGCCAAGAGCGACGUCCAGUGUGGGCAGCUGCAGUGUGAGAGAAGACGGAACGGAUCGGUCCGGACGUUCAACUGCCUGUGGGAUGCUCUUAGGAUUGUCGUUGCUGCUGAUGUUGUGGACGAGGCUGGGGUGUCACCCGGGACCAGUUGUGAUCCUAACAAAGUUUGUAUCAACCAACGAUGCCAGGAUGUUUCCUCCAUCAAAUUCCCAGUAUGCCAGUGCAGCAGGCAUGGGGUUUGUAACAACAAAGGGCACUGCCAUUGUGAGCCCGGGUGGGCGCCCCCUCAUUGCCAGACCAGUGGCCUUGGGGGCAGUGUGGACAGUGGGCCCCCUGCCCCACAGGAAGCGAGCCGGGCAGCCUCGACGGCGCUGGUGGUGAUCUCCCUGCUCCUGGCGGCGUUGCUGGUGGUCGGCCUCUGUUGUGCCAAACGGCUGGGUCUCCACAAGCGCCUCUGCCAGUUUGGCAAGGGCACAAGUUGCCAGUACAGGGCUGAGCCAGAGUUGCGGGUGCAAUUCCUUCACCCAGCCGAAAGGAUCACCCAGCUGGAACCCCGAAGUUUCGGCAAAGAUCCGCCAAGCCGUCCGCGGCGCCCCCAGUGGAAACAAAGCACGGACCUUCAGCUUAUGCCCUCAAAGCAGCCCGUUGCGUUGGGUGCCCCGCGGCCCGACCCACCUUCCAAGCCGCUGCCGCCUGACCCGAUCCCGAAGGAUCCACAGGACUCCGCUGGGGAUCGACCCGGCCCUCCUAUACGCCCGCUGCCUCCUGACCCCAUUCCUAAAAUUCAGUCCCCUGGCCCCACCAAGCCACCCCCUCCUCCCCAGAAGCCGUUGCCUUUGGAUCCGCCCCGUGCCGUGUCCAGCUGUGAUCCUGAGGUCCAGAUGUUGCCAUCCAGACCGGCCCCCCCUCCCCCUCCCACGCUGGCCGGUUCUUCCGGACACACUCGCAAAAUAUAACCUGGCUCGCUCCCUCGAGCUGCACAAGUCACUUCUCGCGGAAAGGACCCUCCGCCAUCUUCCCCGUGGCUCGCUUGGCUGAGUUCGGCUGUACAUUUUGCAGAGCGCCGCCCUCCUCCGUCCGUCACAAGCUCGGGACAGCGAUGGCGGCUUGUCCGGGAUGGACAUUGGAUAGCUGGGAAAUUUGCGGCCUAGCAGUCAGGAGUUCUAACUUGACUAAAGGGACACCAUUUUGAUCUGCUUCGAAUUUUUUUCCUGGGGGAAUUCUGGGGAAAAAAUAUAUAUUUGCACUAGCAAGGCGAACUCUCUGUGGCGCCCCCUGGAGGUGCAACUCUGGACGUGUGCAAGGGGAGUUGCACACCCACAGGUGUGCGAGAAGAAAGCUAUUGGAUCCAUCUCCACUGGAAUAGAUUCACCGAAAUGGCUGGGAGGCCAUGGUUUUUUUUUUCUUAAUAAAAAGAAAGCAACUCCCUUGAUUUGGGGGCAAA